AUGUCUGACGCCGCCGUUGUUGAAGCCACCUACUUGAAAGGUGCCGUUGCCAGUGGAAAAUUGAUCCAAACUAAUGGCAAGGGUGCUUCUGGUUCAUUCAAAUUGUCUGCUUCGGCCUCCAAGGAACCCAAAGCCAAGACUGCUGAAAAGAAGAAGAAGGCCCCAGCCGCUGGUGACAAAAAGAAGAAGGCUGCCGCCCCUAAAAAGACCGCUGAAAAGAAGACGGCCGAUAAAACAAAGGCUGCCAAGAAAACCGGUACAGUUAAAGCUAAACCAGCAAAGGCACCCAAGGCAAUAACUGCAGCUGCUAAGCCCAAAAAGGCCGCAGCAGCAAAGAAGCCAGCUGCUAAGAAAGCCGCCGCCAAGAAGUAA
Musca domestica (house fly) is the source of this 372-nucleotide messenger RNA. Its product is annotated as histone H1.1-like. Gene Ontology annotation, cellular component: nucleosome. The coding region runs from base 1 to 372 and encodes 123 amino acids. The transcript is spliced from 3 exons. Gene Ontology annotation, molecular function: structural constituent of chromatin; DNA binding. Lineage: Eukaryota; Metazoa; Arthropoda; Insecta; Diptera; Muscidae. The record is from RefSeq and is a predicted model, not a curated record. Gene Ontology annotation, biological process: nucleosome assembly.